AUGGCGCCGAGCCACUACUCGGCGCAAGAGGCGUGGGGUCUUCAUGACCGACGAUACGGUCCACAAUCCAGCGUUGCACACAUGAUGCAUCCACCAAGGGAGGAGGAGCAUCACGACGGAAGGCUUUCUGGGUUGGGCGCCGAUUCACAUAAUCGGACGCCUGUGCCAACGGGCGACGAGCUGCGGAUGCUUCGUGCUGAGACUGAGGAGGCGAAGAAUGGCUUACUGGAUGCUCGUGAGAUGGUCGAGAGUGCUCAAGAUCGUGCGGCGGCUGCGACGGAGGCUGCUGAGAGGACUCGACGGGAGCAGCAGGUGUUGGUGGAGCGUCUUCGCCAACUCGAGACUGCCACAUUUGGAGGGCCCCAGCAGAACGAGUCUGCUCGCGCUCGAGCAGGACUUGGUCCCAGUCGUCGUCAGCGUCGUCGACAGGGGGGUGUCGGACUUUGA
Molecule: messenger RNA, 447 nt
Organism: Peronospora matthiolae
Lineage: Eukaryota; Oomycota; Peronosporomycetes; Peronosporales; Peronosporaceae
Source: the annotation of a GenBank genome assembly